AUGGUGUGCUUGAUCGCUUGUAUCAAGGUAAUGUGUUGGCAUCUGAUAGGGAAGCUACUUAGAUUAGCUUAUAAUAACCCACCCAAUCACCAUAACUUUCAAGGUUCCCUUAGUGAUAUUGAAAUGCUUAUGAUGAGGAUCGCUUUCUCUGUUUCGACAUCAAUUAUAACUAACAAGGUGACAAAGUUGAUGAUUGAAGGGAAGAACAAAGAGGGUGACACCCCCUUACACGUGGCAAUCAAGAGCCACCAGAAUGACGUGGCAAAAUACUUGAUUCGUGUUACGCCCGAGGUGGCAUGUUGUGUAAACUGUGAGGGGGUGUCGCCAUUGCUUUUAGCUGUCAAGUUGGGGAUGAAGGAAAUAGUGCAGUAUGCAUUUUUGAUGUUAAGGUUUACCAGUAGAGAGGCUCUGCUUGCACAUUCUGAAAAGGUUUCACUUGCUCAUGCUGCCAUCAAAGCUAGGAACCUAGGCAUGUUGGAGAUUGUAAUGGAGGAACUACCCAGUCUCAUUGAUUCAUUAAAUGGAAAGGGAUGGAAGCCAUUAUCCUAUGCAGCUUACAAAGGUUAUCUCGACCAAGUUAGCUACUUCCUUCAAAAGUUUCCUGAUUCUGCAAAGAAAUCUGAUACAGACGGCUCCUUUCCGAUACAUAAGGCAGUUGGUGCAAACCAUGUUAGCAUUGUCAAAGUGUUUCUAUCAUCCUGUCCUUCAACUAUACAUGAUGUUGAUGAAAAGGGUCAGAGCAUCCUCCAUAUUGCAGUCAGAUACGCGAGAGCUGAUGUUUUCUCUUAUUUAACCAAACAGAAGGAAGUUGAGAAGAUAUUCUAUCUGAAAGAUGGACAGGGUAAAACUUUUAUGGAUUUGGCGAAUGAGCUCAAAAGAAACAUUGCUGAGUGA
Messenger RNA from Spinacia oleracea (spinach), 894 nucleotides. Its product is annotated as protein ACCELERATED CELL DEATH 6-like. The transcript is spliced from 2 exons. Gene Ontology annotation, molecular function: protein binding. The coding region runs from base 1 to 894 and encodes 297 amino acids. NCBI's taxonomy places the organism in Eukaryota, Viridiplantae, Streptophyta, Magnoliopsida, Caryophyllales, Amaranthaceae. The record is from RefSeq and is a predicted model, not a curated record.